AUGGAGAAGGCAAUAGGUGCACGUUGGCUGCGCUUCCUGCUGUCAGAAGGAGAAGAGAGGAAGCUGGCAAGGCUACUUCAUUCACGGGGGUUCGCGGUGUCAUUGCCUGCUGCUACACUUUGUCACGAAGAGGAUGGGAUCGUGAUUCGGACAGUCCGGGACUCGACCAGAGUCAUUCUAGGAUCGUACGGGAUCUUGACGUUAAUCGAUGUGGUGGUCAAAGGCAUCGUUCGACGACAAAGCCCCCGCACCAUUCUUAGUACUCUCAAAUCCUCCACAAAUCUGCGUACAUCAUCGUCCUUGGCAGGAUUCCUCGCCCUCUACCGUCUAGUCCACCACACCCUCCUCCGCAUCCACUCAACAACCACACAGCCCUUCGCUCGUCUCCAUACCUCCCCGCCCGUUUCCUCGCUGGUGACAGCGUCUAUCGCAUCCACAGCCCUCAUCCUCUUCCCCGAGGGUCGGAGACGACAAUCGCUCGCGUUAUACAUUCUCUUCAAAGCCCUCGAGACACUCUACGACACACUCCACGCCGCGGGCAAAUUACCUGCGAGGUGGGAUCGUAACGCGAAGAGCUGGUGGUUCAUCCCACCGUCCCUCGCACAUCUCCUCCACGCGUUCAUUUUCUACCCAACGAGUCUCGCACCCACGUUCGAGCGUCUCCUUACGCGGUUGUCGGCACCGUACGUCCCUCCCUCCGCCGUGCAGUAUUUGGGAAAAGUGGCGAAGGGAGGGUAUGGACGGUAUUAUUCACCCACGCUCUACCCCUCCGGACCAUCCAUACUAAACGGACACAUCGACGGCGCACAUCCCGGGCAUACACGGCUUUGGUCAGCACUAACCAGACCCAGCGAAGUCAGCGCAACAAAACACGCUGUCGUGGCGGGGAUUGGGUCGAUAUAUGCGCUCGUCAAGGUGUUUAAUUUGGUUUAUGCCUCUCUCGCACUCAUCCUUCUCCGCAAAUCCCCCAGCGCACCCCCCCCGGCCGUGUUGCUGAAUGUCUUCGCAAAAACCCUCAAGAGUUCCAUGCUCAUCACCGGCGGGCUCACCACAUUCUACUCCCUCGCAGACAUAUUAUCCUCCUCCCUCCCCUCCCGCGCAUUCCCGACAUCCCGGUUCUACGCGCUCGGAUUUCUUGCCGGAUUAUGGGGCCGACAUAUCGAGUCUCGCGCUCUCGGGAUCUACCUCGCGAGAACGGCGACGGAGAGUAUGUGGCGGGUUGGGGUCGAGCGAGGAGUUGUGAAGGGGAGGAGGGGUGGGGAUGUGAUGUUAGUGGCGGUGGGGAUGGGGGUUUUGGGCGCGUGUUAUGAGGCGAACCGAGGAUACGAGGCUGACAAGACCAUCGAGGGUGGGGGGAAGAAGAGGGCUGGGAUGGAGUGGUUGGUUUGUGGGUUGAGGGGGGAUGUAGACAGGAGGGUUAGUAGGAGGAACUCUGGGCAUGUCGUGUUUGAUGCUGAGGCCCCGGCGGCGACGGGAGGACCACCGGCGGAGGACGAGGAGGAAGAGGAGCUGGAUUCGGGGGUUGUUGGGUGCCGUGCUGAGUAA
Saitoella complicata NRRL Y-17804 is the source of this 1545-nucleotide messenger RNA. RefSeq lists its product as uncharacterized. The record is from RefSeq and is a predicted model, not a curated record. The transcript has 2 exons. Lineage: Eukaryota; Fungi; Ascomycota; Saitoellomycetes; Saitoellales; Saitoellaceae. Bases 1 to 1545 code for a protein of 514 amino acids.